Molecule: messenger RNA, 1607 nt
Organism: Cantharellus anzutake
Lineage: Eukaryota; Fungi; Basidiomycota; Agaricomycetes; Cantharellales; Hydnaceae
Exons: 18
Coding region: 310-1293 (327 amino acids)
Source: RefSeq, a predicted model, not a curated record
AUUUAUCCACUUGGCGACAAGAAUGUGGAGCGUCCAUCCCAAGCUUUGUCCACGUCAUCCUUGUCGUCUCUUCAAAUCAGCUCCACUGCUAUCUGAUUUUUUGUUGCCUUAGUAUCUUCUUUCUUCCCCUCCUUGCCUGCCACUUCCAUUUACCCUCUCACGGACCAGCGAUGGCUCUCAAGUCAUGCCCUAGCUUUGUUGCAGAGUUGACCGAAUAUAUUGUAUCCUUAUAUCCUUGAUGGAUAAUCCAGUCCUUUCCCUUUCUCUCCUCCAAGUGGCUUGUCUACUUCUUUACUCCGUUCGUCCGUCAUGGUCCAAACCAUACCCUUCCACGUGGAGCAGCUCUUCGGUGGUGCUCUUCUGGGGAAUAUCAUCUGCGCGGUUUUUUUCGGGAUACUCACUGUGCAGGUCGUCUUUUAUUAUGGCCGUUUCCCUCAUGAUAGUAAAUGGACAUGGCGAGCGGUUGGAUUUCUCUGGCUUCUCAUCCUAACCCAAGUGAUUAUGGUGACUAGGGUGAAUUGGAGGUGGCAGAUCGAAAAUUACUCCAACCUCGAUGAAUUGCAACAAGGAAAAUGGCAACUUGUCAUAUACCAACUUUUUGCGUCAGUGACAUCCGUCACCGUGCAGACUUUUUUUGUGUAUCGAAUUUGGAGUUUAUCUUCGAGUAUUUGUGCUGCUGCCCCCGUGCAAGUCUUUUCCCUCGCGCAGUUUGCCUUCGGCAUAGCACUUCAAGCUAAGGCGGACAUGUCGUCGACUUUCGCUGAAAUCGUCCAGAAGUGGGAUUGGAUAGCUACAGCUUGGCUAGUGAUGCAGGCGGUAUGUGACGCUUCAAUAGCGGUGUUGAUGACGUCCCUGUUAUGGUACCGGAAGACUGGUUUUAGAAAAACGGACAGUGCUAUCAACACAAUAAUAUACUGGGCUAUUGCGACGGGUAGCAUAACCUGUGUUCAAUCUAUUACCGGGCUAGUUGCCUUCGCCAGAUCUGGCUUCUCGCAUCUUACUCUCAUAAUGGGGAUCACCUUCAGUUGCAUGUAUCCCUUAUGCAUGCUCACAAACUUACAUAUGCGGUCUAGAGUACGAAAGAAGUUGACUGCGCCUACGAGGGGCAGUGAUAAACCAUCUAUUCCUCUUGAUGCAUUAACAUCUGCCCGGAGGAGGGCUGUGAUUGCUCAUGAGCGGGGCCAGCCCAUGCCACAAACCCGACUUGGCAAUGUUGUUAUAAACUUUCAUCGUUCUAGGUUCGAAGACAAUCACUGCAGUGUAAGUCCUUUCCCAAGUUCAAUGUCCACUUGAUAGACUGUUUGGGGGCUGUGAUAAUAGAAUGCUCAUCAACUCGAUCAUGGUUCUUGCCUGUCAGAUCCUGAUCCUGAUGCCCCGGAGUUGUGUGAUCCCCAUCUCCCAGAUGCGGAACUUGGAAAUGUCUAUUGAUGGUUUUCCCCACUCCAUCGAUGUUGAUUUGCAUCGAACAAAAGGCACCGACAGGAAGCCCUUUGAGCUAGUCUACAUGUUUGAGACAACAAGCUUUUGAUUGGUUCUUAUCCUCUGUAUUUAAAUUAUUGUGGAUAGCCUUAGUAGUAUUAAUGCAGUCAUUUUCUUUGUGUCACUGA